AUGACCGAUAAUCUUUCAAAAAGUCUUAAAUCAACUGAAUAUGAAUUAUCUUGGGCAAAUCGAGGUUUAAAAGCAAAUAAUGCUAAUGAUGUUAAAGAAUUAUGUGAAGAAAUCGAACAAUGUAAACAUCUAGUUGCCUUACGUCUUGAAGGUAAUACAAUUAAUGAAGAAGCAGCAACAGCUAUUGGUGUAGCAUUAGAAGCACAUAGUGAAAUCGAGCGUUUAAUUUGGAAUGAUUUAUUUACUACUCGUCUUAAAACAGAAGUUCCACCAUCAUUAAUUAAAUUAACUCAAGGUUUAAUAACUAAUGGUUGUCAUAUUGUUGAAAUUAAUUUAAGUGAUAAUGCUUUUGGUCCAAUUGGUGUUAAAGGUCUUGAAACAUUUCUUUCAUCAUCUGCAUGUUAUACACUCGAAGAACUUCGUCUUAAUAAUUGUGGUAUGGGUAUUGGUGGUGGAAAAUUAUUAGCUGAAGCAUUAAUUGCAUGUCAUAAGAAUAGUGGUGGUAAAUUUGCUUUAAAACAAUUUGUUGCUGGUCGAAAUCGACUUGAAAAUGAAGGUGCACAAGCAUUAGCAAAAGCAUUUGAAUUAAUUGGAACAUUAGAAGUUGUACGUGUACCACAAAAUGGUAUUCGACCACCUGGAAUUGAAGCAUUAGCAAGUGCAUUUGUACAAAAUCAAAAUUUACGUAUUAUUGAUCUUAAUGAUAAUACAAUAACAUUAGCAACACCUAAAUUAGCAUCAUCUAUUGAAAAAUUACCAAAAUUAGAAAUAAUUAAUCUUGAAUCAUCACUUAUCCGUACACCAGGUACAAUGGCUAUUGCUCGUUCGAUUAUGUCACAUAAAAAUCUUCAAGAAUUAUAUCUUGGAUGUAAUGAUAUGCAUACGGAAGGUGGUAUGGAAAUAGCACAUGUUGUAAAAAAUAUGUCAUCAUUAAGAAUAUUAGAUUUAAAUGGUAAUUGUUUUGGUCAAGAUGGAAUUGACGAAAUUCGUCGUACACUUGAAAAUAAAAGUUUUGCAAAUCAAAUGGUAUUCAGUGAUGAUGAAGGUAGUGAAGACGACGAAGAAGAAGAAGGAGAGGAAGGAGAUGAAAAUUAUGAAGAUGAAGAAUAUGAUGAAGAAGAAGAAAACGAUGAGGAUUAUGAAGAUGAAGAAGGCGAAGAAGAAGAAGAUGUUGAAUCACCAUCAUUCUUUUUUGGUAAAAAUCCAAUACAACAAAAUGCAUGGAAUAAUUUUCAACUUGGUACUAAUAAAACAACUCCUCCAGCUCAACCAGAAUCUAUUAAUGACCUUUCAAGUAUGAUAGCUAACUUCAAUGUUUGUACACCAUUUAGUUUCGGUUCACAAUUAACUACUGAAGCAACAGGAAACAAAUGGACAACAUUUACUAAUCUUGAUAAAGUUAAAGAACAUUUAAAAAAUGAUGAUCAAUCAGUUGACCGUGCUGUUAAAUUACUUGAAGAUAUGUGGAACGAUAAUUCUGUAUUACAAAAUGAUACAUCUUCAAUUGCUUCAAAUACUUUAAAAGCAUUAACAUUUACAUCGGAUAGUGAACGUACUUUUAAUGAACGUUUACUUGUAUCAUUAGGUUUUGUUAAAGAUGAACAAACAGGACGUCAACGUCGUGCGAUAAAUCAACGUGAUAAAGCAUUUCGUACACUUGUCGAUGUCAAUAAAUUCUUACCGAAAUCAACGAAAAAUCUUCUUUCUGUUUUUCUUCAAAAUACUCCGAAUGAAUCAAAUCAAUCUUUUUCUCCCGAAAUUAAACAACAAUUAUUAUCAGCAUUACAAGGAUAA
Molecule: messenger RNA, 1794 nt
Organism: Adineta steineri
Lineage: Eukaryota; Metazoa; Rotifera; Eurotatoria; Adinetida; Adinetidae
Source: the annotation of a GenBank genome assembly